GGUUAUAAUGAAGCACCAUAAUGUAGCUCAAUUCCAUAGAUGAAUGCAUGUUCACGAGUGAUGUGGACUGUAUUACACAGCUCAGUUGAUAUGCUAUUUCCAUAUUAUCCGCAGGCAGUCCGUACUUGAUGAACCUUUUUUUUGUUGUUGUGAUCAAUGCUUCAUGUGUAUGCUUAUUCUGAGGUGCCUAUCAACUUUUAAACUCUUAACCUUUGCAAAAGAACAUACAGAGUUAUACAGCUCAGCUAUAUUUAUACUGUGCACUUUAAUUAUCUUGUGCCAAUAGUCUCACAUUUGAUUUACUCCCUCCGUCCCAAAAUAAGUGUCUCAACUUUACUACAACUUUGCACUAAAGCUAGUACAAAGUUUGAGACACUUAUUUUGGGACGGAGGGAGUACCAUUUAUGCAUCUUGAUGCAUGGAGGCUUACUGUAUAGCUAAGACGAUCAAUAGGAAAUAUUAACCCGAUGGUGGAGCCCUUGAAUAAUUUCUCUUUCUUGUUUUCCCCAUUGGGGAUGAACAGCCAUGCACUUCUUCUAGUUCUGAGUCUGAUGUUUUGAGUAUGAUAUGCUUGGAGAUCCGCAUUGUCAAAAGUUCAAUAUUUGGUAUGCCAGCUUAGGUUCGAACAUGUAGAAACCAAGAUUCUUGUGCUACAUCGAAGGGGGUAAGGUAAAGUUGAAAGCACAUUGUCUUUUAUAUAUGGCAAGGAACAUUUAGGUUCCUCUAUUUAAAGUUUGUAGCUUGUCGUUGCAUUCAUCAUAUCAUUGAUUUCUCGGGGAGAUUUCAUUCGGUGCACCCCUUUCAGUUAAUGUAACUCAAAUCACUUAUCGAUUCGGUGCACACCUUCCGCACAAAUCGGGAAUACAUAUUUCUCCACUUCAUACAUUAGUCUGUUACGCACCGAUGUAUCGGUUCAAUUGGGGAAGCUGCUGCCCAGAACAAUAGCAGCUCACGCUUGCUCCACGACGUUCGAACAAACCUUCUCUAGCCCAUGGCUCUUCAUGCCUUCCUCGCUGCUCCUCUUAGUUUGUUUGAUCUGGCACUAUGUGAAUCACAGUCGUCGACCUGGGGAUCGGUGUCUAUGAGUGCAAAGCUGAGCGUCUGUUCGCUAGCAAUGACCAAAGAGAUUGAGGGCCUAUUUGAUUUGCAGGAUUUUCAAAACAGGGGAAUAGGAAAACACAGGAUUGUAAUGUCAUGUUCAUCUCAAUCCUACAGCAUUUUGGGUUGUUUGAUUGCAUCAUAGGAAAGACAAAUUAUUCUUUCAAAGAGGUUCGAGUGGAUGCUAUAAAUCCUAUGGGUAGUACAAAUAAAUCCUUAGGAGAAAUUCCUAUAGUAUUCAAUCCUAUGAAUCAAACAAACAAUAUAGGAAAAAUUCCUAAGGAUUCUAAUCCUCCAAAAUUCCUAUGAAAAUCCCUUGAAUCAAAGGAGCCCUGAACUGACUGUGGCCCCUUGCUGUAUCCUUCACUCCUGCCUCUAUAAGGGGAGAGGAGGGGGCCAAGCGUGAUGUAAGGAGAUGCGGACGGGCUGAGAUGAGGUUGGGCCUGAAGGUGGGCUGUGUGGGUUGCACCAUGCUCAGUAUCCCUCGUCGAGGUGGAGGGGUUAUGGGCUCUGGGCGAAAGCUUUGGCCGGCGGGGGGGCGGUACCGGUAGUGAAGGCAUCCUAGGCGUUUUUAUCCUCCUUGGAGGCGUUGCUGAAGAGUUCAUCCGGACACCAGAUCACUGUGGCUGGUACUAGGUUCCGGUGGCUAUUGGCGUGGCUGGAUCCCCUCCCACAGGGUUCAGUGGGGUGGUGCUGUGCGGAGCUCUUGGUAAAAGCUUUGUCCCCACGCGAGGUCGGUGAAGUUGACGCUCGCACGCGCCAUUUACUUCUUGGAGGCGUUACCGAAGAGCUUCUUCACUCCUACCUCGGGUCGCUUUGGCCCUUGAUCUAUUGGUUUGUGUUUGGUGGUGGUGCCUAGUUUUGGUUGGGGCUGUUUGUACUUGUUGUUGGGGUUUUCGCUCAGUUUUCCCCUAAUCAACCAUGUUGUUGUGUGGUUUUUGGCCUAGUUUUCCCUAUAAACCGGGCCAACUCUCUUCUUCUUAAUGAAAUAGCAGGAGCACCCUGCCCUCUGACAAGGUUCCGUCAAAAAAAAGUAUCCCACCACAUGAAAUAGACUACAUUUCCCUUUAUGGCGUAGUAAGUGACUCGUUGUAAUCCCCACCAUUUAUCCACAUGAAAUUUGUGUAGUUCUCUAAAGGGGUUGUACCAAAGGAAUCCUUUUUGGGGGAUAUUUUGGUCUUCGGGAAGUGUCUUUAGUGCUUUCCGCAAAUGUAAAAUGCAUAAGCGUCAUUUUAUUAUAAUCUUAAUGAAUAUAGUAUUUCCCUUUGUCUCCUUAUUAUAACUUACUUUUUCCUUUUCUGAAGCAUUAUGCUUUGUGUGAAAGUUGCUAUUCAUUUUGAUCUGUGGCAGGUUGAUGAUAUGAGUGUAUCAUGUUUUGGUUCACAUGACACAAGCCCACGAAGAGGUACCAUGUGGAAGAUGUGCAUCAUAGAUUUUUUCGGGAGAUCCUCUAUCCCCUGUGGGGUACUGGUGGUGUUGUUUUCCUCAACCCUGAUAUAAACUACAGUGACAAGUCAUAUGUCUGCAUGUACGAAAUAAUGCUUGAGCAGUUCAAUGACACGUUGUUUCAAGAGAACUGUUUAGUGAAGGAUAUCAGCGAAGAUGGAAAAUUCAAGUCUCCUGGCUCUCGUUUGAUUCGCUUGUCUGAAAUAGACUCUGCCUCUUCACAAAAAACUCUUCAUCUUGAACGUAUUAAGGUUGGAUUUGCUACUUUCCACAUCAAGCGCACGCUUAUCCUCCGCAUAGAAUUUUCUAUAUGCCUAUGAAUAAAUGAGAAUAGUUAAUAUCGCAUCGUUGGAAAAAAAAUGCUCUUAAGUGCGACUGUCCUUCUGACAGCACUUUGAUAAAGGACACUACCAAACUCUUGUGUGGCCAUCACUGGUAGAAUCCAUCACUCUUACAGAUUAAAGCUAAUGCCUGCUGUAAUAGUUGAUCCUUUGGUAAGGAAAUGCCAUGUCCUGCCUCUUUUGUCUGUCAGGUUGGUCUGAAUUAGAAGUUACCGGGGACUGAUGCCUAGUCCAGAUCGCAGUUUGGAAUGUUACCUUGGAUUUGAAGCUCUUUUGACAUGAUCACAACAGUCGAAAAAGGAUAUCUGGUGCUCCACGUGUAAAAACAAUGUACUCUAUCUUGAGAGGAGGAUGACGUCCAAUUUUAACUAUGACGUAAACUCCGGUAUUCACUUGGUAAAAAAAAUUCUUGUAGAUACUAUCCAAUGCACUACUCGAAGAGAAGCGAUAGAUGCCCCUCAACAGCUGUUGCGCAGGGGGAUCCCCCUCACCUAUGCUGUUCAACAUUGCUGUAGAUGUUUUGCAAGAAUUAAUUCAUAGGGCUAAGAGAGCUGGGUUAAUUAGAGCGGUGUUCCUUGUCUAGUAGAGGGAGGCAUUAAUAUGUUACAAUAUGUUGAUGACACAGUACUUUUAUUAAGAGCUGACAAGGUGUUAAAGAACAUUUUAUGCUUAUUUGAGCAUCUUUCUGGUCUAAAGAUUAAUUUUAAUAAGAGCGAGCUUUUUUGUUUAUGAGAUGCUAGUGAUCACAUUGAAAUAUGUAGAGAAAUUUGUACUUGUGUAGCUUGGUAGCUUACUUGGGCAUCCCUGUGCAUAGUGAUAAGCUUAUGAAUAGUGAUUUGGAAAGAGUGGAUGACAAGAUGGAAGGGAAACUAGGAGCCUGGCAAGGAAGAAUGAUGUCUUAUGGUCCUAAAUUAAUUUUGCUGAAAUCCUGUUUGAGUAGUAUACUUUGUGAUGUCUAUGUUUCGUAUUCCUAAAGAUCCUCUGCAUAGAGUAGAAUAUUUUAUGAAAAGACUUCUAUGGCAGGAUAGUGGUGAAUCUGACAAGUACAAUUUAGUGGAGUGGGAAAAGGCUUGCCAACCUAUUCAUCGGGGUAGGGGGGUCUGGGAGUAGUUGAUCUAGCUGUAAUGAAUAGGUGUCUUUUGAGUAAAUGGUUAUGGAAAAUAGAAAAUGACGAAGGUAUGAGGCAAGAUAUGAUUAGAAGUAAAUAUUGUAAUAAAGAGUCCUAGUCAGCAUUAAGAGAAAACCUACUCAGUCUCAUUUUAUGAGUGGCAUCUUAGACUAGAAAAGAGUAUUAUAAAUUUUGUAGGAAGCGAGUGGGGGAUGGCAAAACUACUAGACUUUUGGGAAGACUCUUGAUUAGGUAAUGUUCCAUUGUGUAGUAAGUUCCAUAGAUUGUAUAAUGCUAAAACCAGUUUUAAUAUUACUGUAGCAAAGGUGAUUGGGGGUUGUUGGGAUAAUGUCAAAUUUAGGAGGAGGUUGCUAGGUGAUUUGGCUGAGCAGCAGGUGCAAUAUAUCUGUGAGGACGUGGUUCUAAGUGAGGAGAGAGAUAAGUGCGUGUGGACGUUAACUACAUGUGGUGAAUUUACCGUUAGAUCGAUGUUCCUGAUGAUCAAAGCUUUGCAAGUUAGAUGUCCUUUUAGAAAAUUAUGGCUUAUUAAAGUACCUCUUAAGAUUACAGUUUUCUUGUGGUUGAUGUUUAAGAAUAGUAUAUUAUUAUUAUUAUUAUUAUUGCGUGGAAAGAAUAGUAUAUUAUUGACUAAAGAUAACUUGCCAAAAAAGAGGUUGGGUAGGAGAUGAGAAGUGUCGUUUUUGUGAGGCCAAAGAAUCUGUGGAUCACCUCUUUAUUCACUGUUCUAUGGCAAAAUAUGAAUGGGAAGCAGUUAGUUGUGCUUUGCUGGUAUCCAUGAAUUUAGACACUGUUAUGACCGGUUUAGCUUAUAACCGGAGGAGGCCCACCGGGCAGUAGUUAGGGGCUUGGCCCACAAGUUAUCUUAGGUUAAUUCUUAUGCAAGUUAUCUAGGUUAUAAAUAUAGGCUGUAAGACUCUUUUUCAGAUUAAGCAAUAAGAAUAUUAUUAUCCUUAUUGCCCGGCUCUCAGAGGAGCCGGAACCCUAGCCGCCUCUAACCCUAGCCGCCGCCGCCAUCUCCCUCCGACGCGACGGUGCCCGGCCGCUGUCGCGCCCGAUCAACGCCGCGUCCCACUCCAUCCUUCCCCUACAACCUCCGGAGCAGGUUCGGUAGGACCCCUGGUUCUACCAAUUUGGUAUCCAGAGACAAGGUUGCGAUCAUGUCGUCAUCAUCCUCCACGCCCAUGCUGCCCGGCGGCACCACCGCCCCGAUGUCCACCGCUCCGCUGGCCAUCGCCCCGAUGACCUCCGCCGGAGUCCCCAUGCUGUCGGAGCAGGUCACGACCGCGUGCUUCCCCACGCCGCCAGCCCCAGUCACUUCCGCGCCGCCACCAGCCGCCGUCUUCACGCCGGAACAGAUGACCAGCACGCUGCAGCAGCUCGUGACGGCCGUCCAAGGGCUCGACAUGAACCAGUACCAGCAGUACAUGGCAGGAGCGUACGACCUCCCGCCGGCUGCGCCGAUCGCCACGUACGGCCACCCUGCGCCGUGGCUGUUCCCGGGCGCACCCGCAUGCGGCGGGCCCUCGCUGUUGCCGUUCCAGACGGGGACCUCCAGCGGGCCACCACCAGCCGCCGCGGGCCUGUGGCAUCUGCCGCCGCCACCAUCGACGGCGCCCCUCUGGCACCUGCAGCCGUUGCCGUCCCCGGCAGUCGCUGCCCCCGUCCAGCCCGCGCUGCUGCCGCUGCAACCAUCGGCGCCGCCCCUGCACAGCUCGGGGGCACCAUCGCUGACCGGCCUCCCGAUCCAUCAAGUCCGGUUCCCGCCCUCUCCGUCGCCACUUCCAGCGUGGGCGGCUGGGUCUUCGCCAUCGCCGGUCUACACCACGGCCCCCGAACAGCCGACUCCGUUCCCGCAGUUCGGUGGGCCAUCCGGUUCCGCCGGUCCCUACCCGGAGUACUCCGACCAGGCGCCACCCGCCUCGCUGCUCCGCACCUGUGAGCCAGCUCGACACGGCGCUCUGACCCAGACACCGUCGCGGUUCGCCAAGAUCGACUUCGCCACCUAUGACGGCACGGAGGACCCCCUCAACUGGCUCAACCAGUGCGACCAGUUCUUUCGCGGGCAGCGCACCCUCGCAUCGGAGCGUACCUGGCUCGCCUCGUACCACCUCCGCGGCGCGGCACAUACCUGGUAUUACGCCCUCAAGCAGGACAAGGGCGCCAUGCCCCCUUGGGAGCGCUUCCGCGAGCUCUGCCUCCUUCGCUUUGGGCCUCCGGUACGCGGGAGCCGACUGGCGGAGCUCGGCCGCCUUCCCUUCACCUCCACGGUGCAGGACUUCGCCGACCGUUUCCAGGCCCUGGCGUGCCAUGCGUCGGGCGUGACGGCGCAGCAGCGGGCCGACCUCUUCUUCGGUGGACUUCCGGAUCACAUCCGCGUGGACGUGGAGCUUAGGGGACCCCAGGAUCUCCAGACGGCCAUGUACUACGCCCGCGCGGUGGCCAUCCAGCAGGAAUCACCGUCCCGGGCCGCUGGGUCGCUACCCUCGCCGGAUUCCGCGCAGGGUCGGCCUGCGCAGGCUUCCGCGGCACCCCUUGCCGUGACCGCGGCACGCCCGUUCCGCCGGCUCACCUCAGCCGAGCUACUCGAGCGUCGCCGCCAAGGGUUGUGCUUCGACUGCGACGAGCCCUACACGCCCGGCCACGCCUGCCCGCGACUCUUCUACCUGGAGGUUGCAGACUACAUUCCGGAGGACGCCGUCGCCGCCGACUUGGCCGCCCCAGCCAUCGAGCAGGUGUUUGACGCUGGUUGAUCACCUCGAGGAUUUACCCACCUUACAGCUCGAGGACGAGCUGUUUGUGCAGGCAUGGAGAAGUGUUAUGACCGGUUUAGCUUAUAACCGGAGGAGGCCCACCGGGCAGUAGUUAGGGGCUUGGCCCACAAGUUAUCUUAGGUUAAUUCUUAUGCAAGUUAUCUAGGUUAUAAAUAUAGGCUGUAAGACUCUUUUUCAGAUUAAGCAAUAAGAAUAGUAUUAUCCCUAUUGCCCGGCUCCCAAAGGAGCUGGAACCUAGCCGCCUCUAACCCUAGCCGCCGCCGCCAUCUCCCUCCGACGCGACAGCGCCCGAUCAACGCCCCGUCCCACUCCAUCCUUCCCCUACAACCUCCGGAGCAGGUCCGGUAGGACCUCUGGUUCUACCAGACACUGUACAAGGUAUUUCUAUGUGGAUCAUAAGAUUUCCUGGUAAGAUGAGAGGACUAAUGGCUGCAAGGUUAGCAGUGGUGAUUAGGGGCUUAGGGCAAUUUGGUAGGUAGGAAUAAUGCAUAUAUGCUUUAGAGGUAUUUAUCCGUAUGAUCCGAGUAGCGUUAUUACUCAAGUUUCUCACUGGUUGGAACACUGGGCUGGU
Molecule: messenger RNA, 7356 nt
Organism: Triticum aestivum (bread wheat)
Lineage: Eukaryota; Viridiplantae; Streptophyta; Magnoliopsida; Poales; Poaceae
Product: histone deacetylase 5
Exons: 4
Coding region: 5172-6764 (530 amino acids)
Biological process (GO): epigenetic regulation of gene expression
Cellular component (GO): histone deacetylase complex; cytoplasm
Molecular function (GO): histone deacetylase activity
Source: RefSeq, a predicted model, not a curated record